This is a messenger RNA of Linum trigynum, 324 nucleotides long. NCBI's taxonomy places the organism in Eukaryota, Viridiplantae, Streptophyta, Magnoliopsida, Malpighiales, Linaceae. The record is from the annotation of a GenBank genome assembly.
AUGGAUGGUGGCGUUACAGCGACUGGGUUCAAUGGUGUGCCAUCAGCACCGCUAGCUCUUGGGAACAUUGGUCAUGGUACUAGCUCGUACCAAGGGCAGCAGCAGGUGAUAGAGCUUAAGCCACAGCUGUUUCUUCAGCAGCAGGAGAGGUCUGCAGGGAGCAUCAUAUCCGUUCUGGCUGCCCGGUCAUUCCCAACAAUGUCCCUACCGUGGCAAUCGAACAUCAUCAUCGUCGUUGCCGCUGUUCAGGCAGCAGCACGAAGAUCGCCGACUCAGUCGAAAUACCCAUCGUCAGCAGAGGCAAUGAAAGGAUACGUGACCUAA